AUGACUGCAAGAAUAGUUUUCCGUAUCUCCGUCCUGGUUCUCCUGCUUUACAGCGCAGUAACUCAGAAAUGUCCUGGAGGUGGUCCAUCCGAGAGAUCCAUCUUGGGCUGGAUGUUACAGGGACACGUGUACGACACUCUUCUCGCUGAACGCCCGUUUACCUGCGUAUUGAAGUGUCGAGAAGAUAAUCGAUGCCAAAGUUUGAACUGGGUUAUCUCUCUUCUAACGUGCGAAUUAAACAACAGGACAAAGGAAGCCAGACCUGAGGACUUCAUUCCAAACCCAGACAGAUCUUACUAUCGACGUGAUUUAGAACAAGGUGAGCCUGCAUAAAGUAAAAACUAUGCAAGAGUAAAAUUAAAGUAAACUGAUAAAAUAAACACUGCUUUUAACCUUACAGUUCCACUCGGCUCUAUUCAAGAACUACCAGCUGAGUCUUGUGACGAAAUAAGGAGAAGUGAAGGACACGCUGUCAGUGGGAAAUACUGGUUUUCCACGAUAAAAUCUGGUACAUCCGUUCUGGCUUAUUGCAAUAUGGAUACCACCGGUACGUUAAGCCUUCGACCGAUGAAAAGUAAGCCUGGACUAGGCUCGUCUCCGUUCGCACCCCCGAUUUUUAUUAUUAUUAUCAUUAUUUUUAUUUUCUAUUUUCUGUUCUUUUUCCCGCCUUUUUCCCCCCUGUGAAGACUGGCCUCAGACAAACAAAAAGUCAGUAUCACAACAUAAUUCGAGGUUACUUUUCCGACUUCGGGCAUGCACAACUGUAUCCGUUCUAAGAUAAUACCACAGAUGAAUGAUGUUAUAGGAUGACAACGUAGUUUUGUAGGUUUAGAAUUUUGUUGUUAUUUAUAUUAUGUAAAGCGCUUUUGGACCAUUGGGAAUUUUUAUAGAAUGACAAUGUAGUUUUGUAGGUUUAGGAUUUUGUUGUUAUUUUUAUUAUGUAAAGCGCUUUUGGACCAUUGGGAAUUAGCGCUCUAUAAAUACUGUAUAUUAUUAUUAUUAUUAUUAAUAUUAAUGACUCAUAGCUUGAACUUUUGUAUAAAGCCUCAUAAACUAAGUUUUGUUAAAGCAUGGGCUUAAGUUACACGCACAGGGAUAGAAAGUCUGAAUUUUUUUCUUAUACCAACCAAAUAGAAAUCUCACCAAUGGUCCUUUUAGAACACCCUAUAUUCUUCCCAUAGCAGUUUAGGGAUAUGUGUUCCCUUUUCAGAUGUUGACGAAUGUAGUGCUUCUUCUCCUGUAUGUGACAGCAAUGCGAACUGCUCCAAUACUCGUGGAUCGUAUAUCUGUACCUGCAGGGCAGGAUAUAGAGGCGAUGGAAAAACAUGCCAAGGUAGGUUUGAAAAUGCCAGGUUAACACAGAGGGUUAGGGAAGUCUUUUAAUCUUACAUCUUGUGGCAACAAUGAAAAAACUUUCCUAGCAACCUUUAAUUUUAUCCGACAAUGGCGGCUGUUAAGAACGGCUAUUAACAACAGCCGUCGAAUUUUUGUUUUCGCAGCCACGUGAGAUCAUGCCUUGGGCUAUGUUUCGUACCUUCUGUACUUACUAGACUCAUUAAUAGAAAAUCAUGAAACAAAAUAGGCAAAAAAUUAACAAAUGAUGGAGAAUAUUUGAUACGGCCUGUGUAGAACGCCAUGACCCACUUUAAUUAUACCCAAAAAGUGAAAACAGCUACAGCAAAUGCAGUAAACUAAAGCUACAUGUAAGCCUACAGGGGUGGCCAGAAAAAACCUCUCCCAAACAACCUCGUCGGGGAAAAGACAAGAAAUUUGGGACGGGCAAGGCACAACUUACUUCGUUGGCUGCAUAAAAAGUCUGCACAAGUGAACAAAACCUAGAGACUGUAUAGGCUGCGCGUAAUAUCCCACAGGUUUAUUUUAUAAUAGUAAUACCAGAGUUUAAUACCACUGACUCCUAGAAGGAACUUUUGUAUAAAGCUUCAUAAACCAAGUUUUGUUAAAGCAAGGACUUAAGUUACACGAGCGGGGAUAAAGAGUCUGAAAUUUUUCUUUAUACCAACGAAAUAAAUGGCCAGAAAAAAACCUGUCCGAAGCAACCUGUAGGGAAAAAAGACAGGAAAUCUGGGGCGGGAAAGGCACAGCUUACUUCGUUGGCUGCAUAAAAGGCCUGCUCAAGUGAACAAAACCUAGAGGCUAUACAGGCUGCACGUAGUAAUUUGCAAACAAUGCACCAGACGUUGUGCAAAUGAAUACUGGCUUGACCUCAGCUCUGUGCUAGCAUUCAGUUUGCUUUUGAGACAGGUAAUACCAAGGCUAUGUAGAAGGAAUCAACCAGGCACUUGGUCCUUCUCAGAAGGAAACAGCCCCCUUCAAAUCUGCUACAGGCGAGAUAAUUAUCCAGGAAGGAGCGCAACAGAAAGAGCGCUUUGUAGACUAUUAUUUUGAGCUGUAUGCCAGAGAGGUGGUGCCUGAAGAAGCCCUGAUGAACGUCAUAAAAUGCUAACCUGUUCUGGAGGAGCUGGAUAUUGAACCUACAGAAGAGGAGGUGAAAGAGGCCCUGGGUUCGCUUUCCUCUGGAAAAGCGCCCUGUCAGGACGGUUUUCCAGCUGAAAUCCUGAAGUGCAUGCAGCAAAGACGAUGCCUUCAGCAAGCUCUACAAAAUCCUGUCUGUGCUGGCAAGAGGUUGAGGUACCAUAAGACAUGAGAGCGGCAAACAUAGGGACCGGAGAGACUGUUUCAACUACCAAUGCAAGGCAUCACACUCCUUACCAUCGCUGAAAAACUGUUUGUUCAAGUUGUCCUAAAGUGUCUCCAGGUGCUUGUAGAGGGAGUUCAUCCAGAGUCACACUGUGGUUUCCAUGACAGACGCUAAACUAUUGAUUUGAUAUUCUCCACCAGACAAUUACAUGAAAAAUGUGGGAAACAGAGACCCCACUGUACAUCUCAUUAAGUGGCCUCACUAAGGCUUUUGAUCUAGUAAGCAGAGUUGGGCUCUUCAAGAACCUCCCGAAAUUUGACUGCCUAGCGAAAAUCCUCGGUAUCAUCAAAUCUUUUCAUAAUGAUCAACCUCUGAUACCUUUAAUAUGGUUCCCACCUUAUUUGGAAUCGUCUUCGUCAUUCUGCUGAAACACGCCUCUGGACCUUCAACUGAAGGAAUGUACCUCCGCACGAGAUCUUAUGGUAAAUUCUUCAGCCUCACCAGAUGGAAAGCCAAGACCAAGAUUCGUGAGAAGCGCUUACGCAACUUCCUUUGCGCCCAUGAUGCAGCGCGACCACACACUCUGCGGAUAAAGUGCAACAACACAUGAAUCGCUUUGGCUCUCCCUGCAAGUAUUUCAGACUUACUAUCAACCUGAAGAAAACACGAGUAACUGGACAAGAUGUCACCAGUCCACCUAGCAUCAAAAUAUUUGACCAGCGGAUUGAAGUUGUUCAUGAUUCUACAACCAUUUGCUCUACUUGAAGAAGAAAGUCUCUGACUCCGCGAUAUUGAGUUAAACAAGAGAAUAGAAAAAGAAACAACCACGGUGUUUAGCCAUUCAAAGAGAGCAACAAACUGACCAAACACACCAAGGUCAUGGUAUAUAAAACUUGCGUGCCGAGCACCAUCUCGUGUGGUGGCGAUUCCUUGACAUUUCGUGUCAUCGAGAAACGCAAACGUAAGGAGGUUGAACUUAGUUUGGUUGGUUGUGAGUUGUUACCAUUCAUUGGGGUUUUCGUUACCAAUAUGAAGCUCAAAUUUGGCGCGGAUAAGAUACAUCUAUAACACAUUACGUUUAUUGGGUUAAAUGUCAGAUAUCGGUCGUUGCUAUGGUUACAUGCAGGGUUUCAAAAAGCACUGACGACCGCCGAAACGUGUCAAUUACUUUGCUCGGAGAAGCCGGCUACUUUUUUCCCAAAAGAAGAAACAACAGGUUUUAAUUAUUUCGUAAAAAAAGCUAUAAUAAUAUCAUAAAAUAUAAAUAAAACGGUAAUGAUAAUAUUGCAUAAAGGUAUGCAGUCUACUUGUAUUUUAUGUUUUUAUAGUUAAGAAAAUGCGGUGUUUUAGUCAUACCCCGCAAGCUAGGGACGUUUUGCUUAACCCAGUGACGAUGGAUUUUAAUAGAUUAGAGCACCUUAUUUUUGCCUAGCUAGGUGGUUCGUGGUUUCAAUUUUAUAGCUAUGCUUUUAAAAGUCGACAACAGUGAAAAUAAAUUCAACAAGAAAACGAGGCUGAAAGUAGCAGCCAUAUAAAUUCUGAGAAACGCACUCCACGAGAAAACCAACAUGCUCAUACAUCUCCUUAGACUUCUCCAAGAUACUUUUAGCAAAGCCUUGCCGUUUGUUUGCUUGAACGUUUGAACGACUAUUUCGGAAAACGAAACCUGUGCAAAUUUCUGUAAAGGUAAGUGUACUCGAAAUAACCGAAAGGCAAGUUUGGAACGCUGUAACUAAAUUAAAGCGAACGGCUACAGGUCCUGAUGACAUCCCUUUCUGGGUCUGGAAGGAUUAUGCCGAACUAUUAACGACAGUUAAAACUCAAGUCUGGAAUUUGCCGCUGUCAACUCACAGCUAGCUGGACUCUUGGAUCAGGGCGAACAUCAACCCCUUACCAAAGAUCGACCCCAUUAUCGCCAACGAGAAUUCUGACCGGUAUAGAAGCAUCAACGUCACGUCCGUGAUCGCAAGAACAUUCGAAAAAGUUGUGUACCACACCCAUGUUAAAGUGGUUAUAGAAAAGAACCUUAGCCCCACCCAAUUUGCAUGCAGGCAAGAGGGUAACUGCACAAACGCCUUAUCAUCUAUUCAACACCAUGUAUAUAGACACCUAGACAACAGUGACUGUAAGGCACUUCGUUUCUUUACAAUGGAUUUUAGCAAAGCGUUUGAUUCCGUAAAUCAUAGCAAGUUAUCAGCUAAACUUAAGCAGCUACCCCUCAAUCCUUACAUCGUUAACUUGUACCAUACAAUGUAGUUUUUUUGUUUGUUACGCAACAGCGAAUUUUCUACAAUAAUCAACUCUGUAACUGGAGGGUCGUUAACAAGGGAACCGCCCAACGAAGCGUAAGCGGGCCUUAUCUGUUUAAUAUAUUUUUGAAUGACCUAGAAAUUUCUUAUAACAAUGUUCCUGCUCAAUUAAAUAUGCUGAUGACUUUCCAGUAGUGUCUCCUGUUACCGUAAAGUUCCCAUAGUAGCGACCCUUGUUACUUUCGGGGUGUCGUUACUCUCGGGGGGUCGUUAUUUGCGGGAACCAAACACCAUAAAACAAAGUUGGCGCUAGCUCUUUCCAACAACAUUUUAUUUGUGUUAUAUGGUAUAAGUAACAGAGAUACACGUACUAAAUACAGCAAUAGUCAGAUUAAAAAAGAGAGCAAUGAUUAAAAAAUGAGAAGGAAUUCAUUUCUCCAGUUUCAUACGACGAAUGAUAAUUUCAGGCAUGCCAUGUUGUUGCCUUGUUUUAAAGUGCCGUAUCAUGAUAAAGUUGUAAGUGCACGAAGAUAUUUAUUUAGUAUUGUAGAUUAAAAAUUUGACUAUGGAUUGCAAAUAGAAUAAAACAACUGAUAAAGGCAUUCGGUAUGUUUAUAACGUAAUUUAAAAAAAAACUUAGUCUCGAUACUCUUUGCCGGGUCUCGCUACUUUCGGGGGGCUCGCUAUUUUCGGGAUUUAUAAGAAGUCACUAACUUUUGACGUUACUUUCGAGGGGUCGCUACUAUGGGAACUUUACGGUAGUUAUAAAUGUGAUCCGUCUGUUAACUUGUGGAACAUGUCUACAGAACAUGUCUUGCAAUCCGUAAAAAUGUAAAAAACUUACCUUCAGAUGAUAAGGCAACAAUUCUCAAUAAAAACCCGUAUUUGACGAGUGUAGCUAAAUGUCGUGGCUCGUGGGUACGUAGUGGGUAGAGGUUGUGUGUCGUGGGUGUGGGUAAAUGUCGUGGGUAAAAAAAAUAAAUAGCAAAAAGUUGUAAAAUUCAUGAAACGAAAAUCUCCGUUUACAUACCAGGAGUCCUAGUCCCCUUCCCCGCGGUCUGCAAAGCAAAUAAGCGAAUCCUUUAGUACAAACGGACACUAAAAAGACAUUUAGGCGAAAAAUAAAAGAAACUCUGUAAACUAUGUAAACCUGAAGCAGGCUAAACAAAAACUGGAGACUAAACUGCUCUUUCUCAAAGAUGUCAAUAUUCGUGACUGAAACGUCCUUUUCAGUUUAUGGAAUGAUGUUCAGAAUCGUUACAGCAAAUAUUUUAUUAAAAAAAAAAAUCAAAACAAAAAAUAAUCGAGAAAAUUGAUAUUUCCGCACGGCAAUAAAAUUUACAUACAGUCUAGCCUUGACUUGAAAGGUUGAGCAUGAAAGUGGUUCCUUCGUAAUCUAAGAGACCUAAAACGUCUUUAAGAAAGACUUCUAUCCAAAAAAAAAUAUGAAAUAGCUCAAAUUGUCUUUUUUUUCCUCACUUCCCUCCCCUUUCCCAUUGAUUGCAUUCUAUCAUGUUAAAAAAUCUCCUCUGAUAAUUGGGAUUGUAUACGUAGAUAGAAUUAAGAGUAAUUAUAGUAAGCAGCUACAACCAGCCUAGGGCAGGAGGUUAAAACAGCUAUUUCCAUUCAGCGAGUCAGAGCUGUCCCAUACUUUCUGCAAAUUGCACUUUUCGACAUACUUUACGUCUGUUUCGAUUAUUUCGCGGUGAUCGCUCAGACAUGGAUAAAUCUUCAUCAGUAACAUGUCUUUUAUACAGUGAUGUAGCGAAAGAGGACCCAAGUCCCACGUGGCUAAGAAAAUAUCAGGAAGAAGACGAAGAAGAAGCCGCGAAAAGUCGGACAAUCAAGGAGUCGAAGAUUUUUGUUUCAUAAAUAUUUUACAUAUUUUUCUACUUUUUUUUUUAAUUACUUUACUUAAUCAUUUUUUUGUAUACUUUUUUUACCCACGACAUUUACCCACACCCACAACCCACGACAUUUAGCUACACUCGCAGUUUUGUCGUCCUAUGGAAAUAAUACAACAGGAGUAUCGUAGAUAAUCUGUGUAAAGUGCCAGCGGGAAGUUUUAAAAUUUUCGAAAUGGAAAAAAUUCCGGAAAAAAAAAUGUAACGAAGGCCUAAGAAAUCAGUUUGGAGAGUGCCACUUGACACGACAGAAGCGCUGCGCUAAGGAUUCUCAGGCCGAGUCAGGUCUAACAGACGGACUGAAAAAAAAUCCGCUUUGCCUUAGCAGCUUCAGGCUUAAGAAGAACGCAGAACUCACAUUUGCACUGAAGCGAUUGAUAAACCGACAUUCAAAGGACACAGCAUCGUAACGAAUUUUAAAUCAUGCUUCUACCAAAGAUGUGACAAAACUAAGGUUAAAGAAUUCAUGCUGAGUACAGCGACACAUUGUACUGUGAGAUCGCGUAAACUUCAACUGUACGGAGAUAUUAAAAGGCGAUAUCUUAGAUAACAGCAGCUGUGGAAAAUUAUCAUAAUUACUUUUGCACGAAUCUUAUAAAGGAACAAUUUAUUCAACAGGCGGGAAUACGCGCGUCUUGACUAUUGCAUAAAGGUGCUGCUAAACUUACACAUUUUUCCUUUACUGAACAUAAACUGUACCGAGGCGUGUCUUGGUCCGCUACAUAGAGGCUAUAUCAUCGUUUAAUUUUUAAAGUGUAAAAUCCCUGAAAAAGUUCUCCUCACUGAAGCAACAGGUAAAAGAUUUUCAUUUUUCGGCCUGGAACCCUAUGUGAGUUUUGCAUCGAGGCAAAUAUAACUCUUACCCUCCCCCCAAAAAACAUUUUUCAUUACUUCACACUCACCGAAGUUUCAAAUUUGCCGCCUCGGUAGUCAUCGGAAUUUUGCAUGCGUGAAGACGCCAUUGUUUAAACCAUUUCAAAAAUGACCAAAUAUGGUCAGUUUUACAACAGAAAACAAACCCAUUGUUUUCGAGUUUGAUCCGCUUUUCUUGAUACUAAUGGUGACGUGUUUAGCAGCACACACAGUAUAUGCAACUACAAUUUGGUCCAAUGAUGGCGACGUCAGCGACAACAAAUAAUGAAUUCGCGUUCUUUUAAUCGUGAUUAUUAUUCAUUCAAAGUAUUUCCCCGAUUCUGAUUGGCUAAAAGAACACGUUUGAUUCACCAUAACCAGUUACUGCUGACCAAAUUGGGAAGAAUUUUGUGUUUAGCGAGGAAAUGACGUCAAAAAUGUAGCGAGUUGCGGGUUAAUACACCGUUAACCGAGAAGACCUGGGGACGAGGUUGAGUUGUUUUGGUUGUGAACUUAAAAAAUGGCGGACAUUUCACUCGUUUCAAGAGUAAGAACUAGGCGAAAAAAUAGCUAAAAACAUGGCAGGAACAGCAAGAAGACAACUCGAAGGGCGACAUCCGCUACUUGGAGAAUAUUUGUGGAGCUGAACAACCCUAAACGUGCACUAUCAAAGAUGAACUUAACAUCGAUGAAUCAAUGGAGGUAAGCAUGUUUUAGCCAUGUUUUUAAACUAGGAAUUAUUUUGAGUGAAUAAUGAAACAUUUAUUGAAUUCGGCUUUCAUCUCAUAUGAAGAAUUAUGGAGAUCUCGGAGGGUGUUAUCCGCCUCGACCUACGGCCUCGAAGGAUAACACCCUCCUCGAUCUCCAUAAUUCUUCAAAAGAUACUCAGCCUCAUAUAUUAAUUGUUAAUUAUUCCAUCUCGCUAAUACUAAACUUUCGAAGUCAGAGUAUUAUGGAAUGCAUCCAAACUUAAAAAGAGAACGAAAAAUUGGUCAUGUUCUGUUUACCUUCUCCCAAAAAGCGUAAAUUAGGAAAUUUUACGUCGUAUUCGAUGUACAACACGAGAUUAAUUGUGAGGAUUUAUAGUGUGUGAACAAGCUAAGAUCUUUGUACCCUUUGUUUGUGUGUGUGGACUGAGUAAUCGUACGUACAUUUAUUAUAGGUGCGCUUACACACCAUGGUCAAAGGUAUUUGCCACGUUAGCAAAGCCGUGGUAAACUUUAACGUGGGUUUAGUUAACCGUGAUAAUGUGCGGUUACAAAUGAAUAAUUUCUAAGGUAAUUUAGACGCCUUUAAGGCUUCAUUCGCCCUUUUGCGGUAAUAAUCGCCUUCAGUCAUGGCAGUAUUUCAUGUUAUGUUGAAAAUUUGUGGGUAAUUUAGCUGAAAUUUCAAGUUAUAUGUUAACCCUUAUAAUUUAGCGAAGGUACAUAGCAUUUUUUUUUAAUCCUGACCCUGAUAUGUCUUUUUGCAAUUACAUCAAAUGGAAACUCGGAAACAAAUCCAAGCCUCAGAUGGGAUUCCAACCCAUCGUGAUCUAGUCGGAUGCUCUAACCAUUGAGCUACUGGAGACUCGAUGGCCAAGGCGAGUAAGGCCGAAAUGUGUUUCUUUUACAGUUCAGCUGCAUCCCACUUUUCAAAUAGACACAUACAUACAUAUUAAUUGGCUCGUCCCCACAAGGCUUUUCAGUGUCAAUGUUACAGCAAUAAUAUUAAACGCAGAAAGCCAAAACACAAAAAAUAAUUAACUAACUGUAGGAGGCAUCCAGGGAAGUCAUCUAAGUUGAUGCUUAAAACUUUUAACGGAUUCUCUUAGCUUGAGCUCUGGCUGCAACUUAUUCCAAAGGGACGUCGCUCUUAUUCGAAGGACCUUUGGCCACUAGCAGUGCGGAAGAGUGGUAUUAUCAACAUUUCUGAGUUAAGGUUGUCCUUGUCGAAACGGCCUAUCUUUUAACGAACUUUGAUGUUAAGUACGCUGAGGCACACCCAGUCAUGCACUUAAAUACUAAAACAGCAAGUCGAAGGUAUAGCUGUUGCUUGAGUAGGAGCCAGCAUUACAUGCCAGCAAUAGAACAUAUUUUUGCGAAAUAUCGUUCCUACAUCUGGCCCAAGAACCAGUUCAAAUUUCCGCCUUAAAAUGCCCCUGUUGCUUCCAUCUGAAAGUAAAAUCUGUCAUGUCAACAUCGAUUUUUCUCUCAACAGCGUGAAAGAAACCCGUUUAAAAAAUGCAAUUUUUUGCCUUUUCAUGUUGAUGUUAAAUGUAGAAACCUGAUUGGCUCUCUUGUCUUGGGUAUCGAAAAAUCCUAGCUAUUCACCACGUUAAAUAUCGUGGGCGGUUUCUUUCUCUUUUUGACUUAACCACAGAUGUAACAAGUUUAUCUCAGGAAAGUCCGGUCACACGACCCUCGCCAAUUUCCCGCGGUAAAAGGGUCAUUUACCAUGUAGCCUGUUCCAGGAUCUAAGAUAGUGGGGAGGACUCGACAAUGAAAGGUGCGCGAAAAGGGGGGCUGGGCUUGAAAAAGGAGAAGGGAAGAGGAGAGAGAGAGAGAGAGCCUUUAAUCAUUUCUUUUACGACACUCUUCCGCCCACUUCUGAGAUAAUUAGAUUUCGACUGUCAAACUGUUGAAAUGUACAUGAGUGAGGAUCUGUCUCAAAUUUCUCGCGCGAGUAUUUCGCGGGGCGCUUAUCGCUUCAGAGUGUAAAAAGGGGGUCAGUAGGCAACACACCACUCUUACCUCGUACCAAAUGCUGCUUGUUCCAACGAAUUUUUUCUUCUGGUGUGUAGAUUAUGCUCUGGAGGGUUCUACGUUUAAACUGAGCAAAUGUGAUUUUCGCCGCCUUUUUUCAGGCUGAGAGGUUGUGACACACAUAAUGACUUUUUUGCGGUUAUUGUUUCUGGUCGGCAUGAUUUGCCCUCUGAUGCACGACCUUUUUUGAAACGUAAAGUUCUUCUGUGAAAGGUUUGAACCCAGGAGUCAUUUCAUAAGUAGGUUGAGUUUGAUCGUCCGGAUGAACGCAGUCCUGAAUAGGACUGUUGUUGUUGACAGUAACUGACGUUUCGACAACCUGUGCGGUAGUCACCUUCAGAGUCAAAGUGAGUUGCAUCACGUCAGUUGAUGAUAUAAUAUCAAUGACCUGUCAUCAUUUCAGAGUAUAGUAUAAUAUAAUAAUAGUAUAACAUGAUAGUAUAAUUAACAAUUAUUCCUCGAGCCCGAAUUGCCUCUGAGUCAAUGGCCAAUGAGGCCGAAGGCCGAAUGGGCUAUUGACUUAGAGGCCAUGAGGGCGAGAGGAAUAAUUGUUUUGGUAAAAUCCAACUAGUUGGUCAAAAAUAUCGAGCAUAAAAGAAUUUUAGCUAGUUAAAGCUAGACUUAAAUCCUUUUUUGCCGCCAAAAAGCCGGCGCUUUUCGCUACUAGUGGGCUAUAACAUAUAGCCUAGUAGUAGCUAAACCAAUCAGAACGCAGCGUUGGUAAUAGACCACCAGUUGGAUUUUACUAAUAUGCAAUAUCCUCUAUACCCGAGGUCGUAAUACAUUCUAAACUCGAUCCCUAUCAUGAAAAACCGCAGAUUCUACGACCACCUUUAUCUCCUUUCCCUGAGCCUUGUCCUCUUAAUUACUUCAAUUUACUGCCACUCAUCGAAAGCAGAAUAACACGAGCUCGACUUAAAGUAUCAAGUUAGUUUAAAUUUUACGUCCAAAUGUUUUUCAGAGAAGUGGAAGAAGAUCAAUACUGGCCCAGUCUGCUUUGGAGCUCGAAACGACUCAUAUGGGGCUUUCAACAUCAGAGAGAGUGGGGUCAUUCAUACCUUUAAACUCGUUCAUCUGAGUGGGUCAAUUAGAUGUAACCACGUAAACCCACCUUCUUAUUGGGGAUGUGACAAUCCCUCGCAUGGAGACAUGAGACUUAUAACCGUCAUAACGUUCAAGAACAGAUCCGCUCUUUUGUUGGCAGAGUACAGCAGAGAAGAUUGUCACUAUUUUUAUAAGAUCGAAGGUGUAGGUAUUAAUGACUCCGAACUUCGAUUUAACAAUCUUCCCUCUGCAAUAUCUGUGUCUCUUGGAGAUGAGUUUCAAAUUUGGUACGGACAAGACUUAAAGGAUUGUUCAGAAUACAAUAACAGCGGUCAGACAUGUGCUGAUGUUUAUGCGUGGUACGCGUGA
Molecule: messenger RNA, 11821 nt
Organism: Porites lobata
Lineage: Eukaryota; Metazoa; Cnidaria; Anthozoa; Scleractinia; Poritidae
Source: the annotation of a GenBank genome assembly